Molecule: messenger RNA, 1983 nt
Organism: Stereum hirsutum FP-91666 SS1
Lineage: Eukaryota; Fungi; Basidiomycota; Agaricomycetes; Russulales; Stereaceae
Product: cytosine-purine permease
Exons: 18
Coding region: 326-1981 (551 amino acids)
Biological process (GO): nucleobase transport; transmembrane transport
Cellular component (GO): plasma membrane
Molecular function (GO): nucleobase transmembrane transporter activity
Source: RefSeq, a predicted model, not a curated record
GCGCUCGCUCGCGGCAUUAGUUCGAGUUUAGGAAAGCUUGCCCCGGCAUCCGCGUCAUGAUAUCUUUGAGAACUUGGCACUGAGCAAGGGACUUACAGGCCUCGAUGGAGGAGCUCGCUUCCGGCUCGCUUCUAUGUCGACCACUCUAUCUUCGCGGAGUGGGAAUAGGAGAAGCGAGCGACUUCUCGACCCGACAGAAGUACUCCUCGAGAUAAGGUUGGGACGUCACUCGCUCAAAAAACCGGCGUAGAUUACACGUCGUCGGUGGAGAACGAGUCACCGCCUUCUCUUCUUCUCCUGGUACUUUGCCUUCACCGCAUUGACGAUGGACUUCUUGAGACGACUCGAUGCCCGGAUCCGUCUGCGUCCUGCGAAGGGGAGCCUUUCGAACAACUCGAGGUUGAGUAACCAUGAUCUGGAUCCUGUGAAGCCUGAGGACCGAACCUGGACUGGGAUGGAUGUUAUUUGGUACUGGACUUCCGAUCAGUUCAGCCCUGCGACUUGGGAGGUGGGAUCGUCACUUGUUGGCCUCGGUAUUACUGCUCGUGUUGGUAUCCCUUUGACCUUCUUUGGCUUCUUGAUCAUAUCCUUCGUGAUCACUCUUCACGGUCGUAUGGGCUCGAUCUACCAUGUUCCAUUCCCUGUUCUUAACCGCUCGGCAUGGGGAGUCAACGGCGUAUACUUCGCAGUAGUCUCCCGGUCAUUCCUUGCUCUCAUGUGGCUCUCGAUCCUUACGCUCAACGGAGGGCAAUUAAUCCAAGUCAUGACCACCGCAAUUUGGCCGUCAUUCGCCAAUUUUCCGAAUCAUCUCCCUGAAAGUUCGAAUAUAAGCAGUGCGCUGCUUCUGUCGUUCUUCAUAUACUGGAUCAUUCAGACGCCACUUUCCACAAUUCCUGUUCCGAAACUCAAGUGGCUAUUCCUACUCAAAGGAAUAAUUGUCCCGCCCUCUUUCAUUGCCAUGGGUAUUUGGGGAUUUGUGGUGACUAAGGGAGGCGGAGACUUGAUCAGUGGGCCCGUCGUCGCCGCGUCUGGAUACUCCAAAGCCACUGCGAUACUCUCUGGUUUGAAUGCAAGCAUCGGCCUGUAUUCGACGCUCUCGAUCAAUGUCCCCGAUUUCACUAGGUUCUCAAAGACGGUUGGUGCGGGAUAUUGGCAAAUAUUGAUCAUCCCAGUUAGCGGGACGAUUCCCGUCAUCUGCGCAUAUGCAUGUGCGAAUGCUGCUCAACAACUCUGGGGAGUGACGGUGUUCGACCCUGCGAGUUUGAUACAGAAUUUUGAUUCCAGGGCCGCACAAGUAUUCGCCGGGUUCGCGUUCUGCCUUUCGCUUGUUGGGGUCAACAUCUCCGCGAACUCCGUCUCAUUUGCAACGGACGUGAUGGCUCUCUGCCCUCGCUACUUAGAUCUCUUCCGUGGUGCGAUACUUUCAGCGAUCCUGGCUGUCGCUCUCACUCCGUGGAACUGGUCUGGUGCUACCGCCUUUGUUGCAUUUCUGUCGAACUACUCUCUGUGGCUCGGCUGCAUGGGUGGUAUCAUUAUAACCGACCUCUACAUCAUUCGAAAGCAACGUCUCUCGACACCAGAUCUCUACACAACCUCACCCUCCUCGCCCUAUUCCUAUCCUCGUACCCUCGGAAUCAACCCUCGUGCUUUCAUCGCGUUCGCAUGCGGUUUCGGACCCGAUUUCCCUGGUUUCCUGCAUGCGAUCACGAGCAAAGUGAACAACCCGAUCCCGACGAGUAACAUAGGGUGGGUAUUUGGGUUCGGCGUGAGUGCGCUUGUUUAUUGGGCCUGCUGGAAGGUGUGCCCGGGAUAUCUGGGUGAGAUGGAGGCAGACGGGAUGCGGUUGAAAGCCAUAUAUCCAGACGACGAGGAUUGUGUAAUGGUGAGGGACGAGGACGAUGAAAGCGAGAUUGCGAGUGGCGGGGCUGAGGCGAAGGAGAAAGAUCAGAAGGACGGAUCUGUGGAUGUAUAUGAGGUUUGAGG